UCUCUCUGAAACAUGAGCGUUGAAUCUUACCCUCCUCCGUUUCGCAACCUACUCCAACCUUCACUGAGCCACCCGGUCCGGACCCCCGAUUCGGGUUGUGGUGCCCUCUACUCGGAUCCUAUACCAGUUGUGGAUCUCAGGUGCCUUGAGCUUGGGGACUGCAAGCUUCUUGAGGAGCCUUGCAAGCAAUGGGGAUUAUUUCGUUUGGUGAACCAUGGAGUUCCUCAAAGUCUUCUGCGUCAACUCCAUGACCAUGCCAGAACGCUUUUUUCUCUUAACUUUGAAUCCAAACAGGCCCUUAUUAGAAACCCUCUGUCGUACUUCUGGGGUACCCCUGCCCUUACUCCAACUGGGGCUGCGUUAUCGAUCGAGAAACACAAGAAUAUCAAUUUGGUUGAGGGUCUCAACGUGCCUCUCUGUCAACUGUCUCGAGUUCAAUCUGACGAUCCUAUAAUUGCUUCUUUCUGCAUUGUGCUAGAAGAAUAUGGAAGGCAUCUAGGUCGAAUUGGCAGAACCCUAUAUGAAGGUAUGUCCAAGAACCUGAGUCUUGAUCCAAAUGAAUCCGACACAAAGUUAUCAGAAUCUACUGGUUUAGUACGUGUAUACCGAUACCCACAGUGGGCGUCCAAAUCUAAAAACCAAAACAAAUCUACAUGGGGAAUGGACGUGCACACUGACAGUUCAGUGCUGUCCAUACUGAACCAGGACGAGGUCGAUGGCCUUGAAGUGCUCAAAGACAAUCAGUGGUUCACUGUGAAACCCAUUCCCAACACUCUAGUCGUCAAUCUUGGAGAUAUGAUGCAGGCGAUAAGUGAUGAUAAAUACAAGAGUGUGAAACACAGGGUGAAGGUGAACGAAUACAGAGAACGCAUAUCAAUUUGCUACUUUGUGUUUCCUGACGAAGGCAGUGUGAUUCAAAGCUCAAUCUACAAGCCUUUUACAUACAGUGAUUUUCAAGGACGAGUGCAGCAAGACAUAAAGACUAUUGGCUAUAAGGUUGGCCUUGACAGAUUCAAGCGUAUAAUUCCUUAGUUGUUAUUAACAGAUUCUUUUGGUCCAAGUAACAAUUAUAUUGCGAGUCAAAACGUACUGAUGUAUUAGUUUGCCAAUCAAAUUUAAUUUGUAAGAACUAUUGGCAUGCAAAACUAAUACUACUGAACUUGAAAUUUUAAUGAGCAUUAAUAUAA
This is a messenger RNA of Argentina anserina (silverweed cinquefoil), 1187 nucleotides long. Its product is annotated as gibberellin 2-beta-dioxygenase 6-like. Bases 13 to 1032 code for a protein of 339 amino acids. The record is from RefSeq and is a predicted model, not a curated record. Gene Ontology annotation, biological process: gibberellin catabolic process. The transcript is spliced from 3 exons. Lineage: Eukaryota; Viridiplantae; Streptophyta; Magnoliopsida; Rosales; Rosaceae.